This is a messenger RNA of Oncorhynchus kisutch (coho salmon), 1926 nucleotides long. Its product is annotated as tubulin alpha chain. Gene Ontology annotation, molecular function: GTP binding; structural constituent of cytoskeleton. Lineage: Eukaryota; Metazoa; Chordata; Actinopteri; Salmoniformes; Salmonidae. Bases 139 to 1491 code for a protein of 450 amino acids. Gene Ontology annotation, cellular component: microtubule. The record is from RefSeq and is a predicted model, not a curated record. Gene Ontology annotation, biological process: microtubule-based process. The transcript is spliced from 4 exons.
AAGCAUACCGCUGUCGCUUCCUGCCGGUCUGUCUGCUUCCCGGUCUAUAAAACCCCCACCUCUUCCUUUCUUCUGCAGUUCUGCCUUCUCUUCUGAAUCCUCAACGUCAGCCUGUGAAGGAAAAGAAAACCAGACAAAAUGCGUGAGUGUAUUUCCAUGCAUGUGGGCCAAGCCGGAGUCCAGAUGGGUAACGCCUGUUGGGAGCUGUACUGCCUGGAGCAUGGGAUCCAGCCGGACGGACAGAUGCCCAGUGACAAGACUCGUGGAGGUGGAGACGACUCCUUCAACACCUUCUUCAGUGAGACCGGAGCCGGAAAGCAUGUCCCCCGUGCCAUCUUUGUUGAUCUGGAGCCCACUGUCAUCGAUGAGGUGAGGACAGGUAUCUAUCGUCAGUUGUUCCACCCUGAGCAGCUGAUCACUGGUAAAGAAGAUGCUGCCAACAACUACGCCCGCGGUCACUACACCAUCGGCAAGGAGAUCAUUGACAUUGUGCUGGACAGGACACGCAAACUGGCUGACCAGUGUACAGGUCUCCAGGGGUUCCUCAUCUUCCACAGCUUCGGAGGAGGCACCGGUUCUGGUUUCACAUCCCUGCUGAUGGAACGUCUGUCUGUCGACUACGGAAAGAAGUCUAAGCUUGAGUUUGCCGUUUACCCAGCUCCCCAGGUGUCCACGGCUGUGGUGGAGCCCUACAACUCCAUCCUGACCACUCACACCACCCUGGAGCACUCUGACUGUGCCUUCAUGGUGGACAAUGAGGCCAUCUAUGACAUCUGCCGUAGGAACCUUGACAUUGAGCGUCCCUCAUACACCAACCUCAACAGGCUCAUUGGUCAGAUCGUCUCUUCCAUCACUGCCUCCCUGCGUUUCGAUGGAGCCCUGAAUGUUGAUCUGACAGAGUUCCAGACCAACUUGGUGCCCUACCCCCGUAUCCACUUCCCCCUGGCCACCUAUGCCCCGGUCAUCUCUGCUGAGAAGGCCUAUCACGAGCAGCUGUCAGUCGCUGACAUCACCAACGCCUGCUUUGAGCCGGCCAAUCAGAUGGUGAAGUGUGACCCUCGUCACGGCAAAUACAUGGCCUGCUGUCUCCUGUACCGUGGUGACGUUGUUCCCAAAGAUGUCAACUCUGCCAUCGCUGCCAUCAAAACCAAGAGGAGUAUCCAGUUUGUGGACUGGUGUCCCACUGGCUUCAAGGUGGGUAUCAACUACCAGCCCCCUACAGUGGUUCCUGGAGGAGACCUGGCCAAGGUCCAGAGGGCUGUGUGCAUGCUGAGUAACACCACAGCCAUCGCUGAGGCCUGGGCCCGUCUGGACCACAAGUUUGACCUGAUGUAUGCCAAGAGAGCCUUUGUGCACUGGUACGUUGGUGAGGGCAUGGAGGAGGGAGAGUUCUCUGAGGCCAGAGAAGACAUGGCAGCCCUGGAGAAGGAUUAUGAAGAGGUGGGCACUGACAGCGUGGGAGAAGAGGAUGAGGAGGGAGAGGAAUAUUAAAAGGCUAAACAUGCUUUGCCACCCUACAUUCCAACACUGUUGGAGUCCUACACUUAACAUGACAGCAACACAUUCCCCACUGCAGUGUUAACGGUCUCUGUUACAUCUAGUCAUGUUGUGUGUAUUCUCAAUAAACACGCCACGUCUCUUGUCUAGACAAAAAAAAAUAGAAUGUGAAACGAGUUUGUUUUUUGGCAAAUCUGUUGAACUUCUGCAGCAGCUGUUAAUGAGUUCUCCGUGAGUGAGUUCUACCAGUCAAUGUGGGAGUUGCGUCAUGGAACUGACCCCACCUGUGCAAAUAUGGUUGUAGCCUACUUAAAUAGAAUAAAUGACACAAGAUGUGUUUCAGGUAGACAUCACUGCAUCCUUUUUAGCCUAAGUGAUAUUUUGAUGACAGCUUUGGUAGGCAUUAAACUUGAAUACAUUUCUGCCAAA